Messenger RNA from Eutrema salsugineum, 966 nucleotides. Its product is annotated as agamous-like MADS-box protein AGL53. The record is from RefSeq and is a predicted model, not a curated record. Gene Ontology annotation, molecular function: protein dimerization activity; DNA-binding transcription factor activity, RNA polymerase II-specific; cis-regulatory region sequence-specific DNA binding. The coding region runs from base 1 to 966 and encodes 321 amino acids. Lineage: Eukaryota; Viridiplantae; Streptophyta; Magnoliopsida; Brassicales; Brassicaceae. Gene Ontology annotation, biological process: positive regulation of transcription by RNA polymerase II. The transcript has a single exon.
AUGGAUUCUUCUUCUUCGACAAAGUCUAAAACCAAAUUGUCUGAGAGAUAUCAAACCAGUUUCAAGAAAGCAUCCUUCUCUUCCACUAUUCCAGCUUCAAAAAAGAACAUGAAUAUUUCUAUGAGAGAACAGACAAUGCUCAACAAAGCCUACGAGCUCUCGACUCUAUGCGACAUCCAAGCCUGCGUCAUCUAUUACGGUCGCGACGGAGAACUCAUCAAGACAUGGCCCGAGGAUCAAUCCAAGGUCAGAGCCAUGGCCGAGAAGUUUCACAAACUAAGCCACAAUGAAAAACGCAAGAAAAGCACCAACCUUUCUCAAUUUCUCAACAAGAAGCUCAACGACGAGAAGAAGAGAUCUCUCGAUCAAAACGACAACAAAUUCUCAGAUAAAGUCUUAGCGAUUGAGCAUUCGUUGGAGACUCGUUUACGGAUAUUCCAAGACAAGCUUCGGCUUCUUCAGACCAAGCCAAACCAAAGCCUUGCGGUUUUAUCCGAUUGUGGUUCAUCCUCAAGUACCGUGCAAAAUCACAACUUUAUGGAUUCUUCUGUCUUCUUCUCAUCGGAUAUAUCUCCUAAUCCACUUCUCAUCAAUGAACCACCUAUGAUGAAUUUAUCAACUCCACUGAUUAACGAUCAGAGCCUUGCGGCUAAUUCAUCCGGCUUCACAACACAUUUAUCUCCGUCGCUAAUUGAAGAUCCUCAUCAUCAAUCAUUAACAACGAAUCAUCAGAGCAGGUUUUCAACCUUUCUCUAUAACCAUGACAACAACAGCUUCUACCAACUCGGUGACUCUGUUUCAAGGUUUGACCAAGCGACGGCUCCUCUGAGUAUGGAUUUACUUGGGCCACAAGGAUUUAAUAGCAACAACAUGGUGAUUCCUCCUCAGAUGCAGACACUAAACCCACUUUUCCACUACGAUCAGUUCGGAGGGUGGAAUCAAACACCAUCUUUUGGAGUCCAAUGA